UCGGAGAGGAAUAAUAGCUGAAUUUUUUUCUGCCUAUUGUUCUCGUCUUCUGAAUAGGGGCCCACCUCUGAUAUUUCACCUGUGACUGGAAUCGCGCUCGGAAGAAGGGGUUCUUUCAGCGGCCUGUUCCCACAGACAACGAACGGUUCCUGACCAUCUCGCAAUUGAGCCCGCCUGCCACGUUGAUUGAUUCAUCGACUCGCCGUUGCAGCCCAUCACUCGACUUGACCAUGGCAGACAACGCGGCCGACGUGGCCGAGGACUACCGGCAGGCCCUGGAGGACCUCACAGUCAACUCGCGGAUUGAGAUCGCCACGCUCACUAACAUCGCGCGAGAAAACGCCAACCACGGUUUCGCGAUCGCGGAAGUGCUGCAGAACCACAUCAAAAAGGCACCGCCCACCAGGACAUUACCAGCGCUCUACGUCCUGGACUCCAUCGUCAAAAAUGUCCCGACACCCUAUGCGCUGUACUUCGGCCCGAAGCUCUACUCGAUCUUCAUGGGCGCGUACACCAAGGUCGAUAAUGCGACACGGCGAAAGAUGGAGGAGAUGCUCAAGACGUGGAAAGAACCGGUGCCGGGUUCUAUUUCGACGAAGCCUGUGUUCCCCAUAGAGCAAGUUCGGCCGAUCGAGAACGCCCUGAUGGCUGCGCGAAAUGCAGCUUUCGCUGCCCACCAGAGCAGCUACCAGGGACAGCAGCAGCUCAUGCGCGGCCGGCAGCCCGUUCCCAGUCGAGACACACCCACUCCGCCCACCGGAAGGCCGUACCAGCCUCCUCCGCAGCAGCCGCUCUAUCCUGGACCCAACGGACACCAGCCGGAUGCGGCGCCGACUCCGCAGCCGUAUCCGGCACACCCGGUCAGCGGGCCACCACAUGCAAUCCCACACCGUGCGACACCACAGCCUGCUCCAUCCGCUGGGCCGUAUCCGCCGUAUCCACAGCCGGCCUCGGGGCCAGUCUAUGGCGCCGCUCCCCAGCCAGGAAUAAGCAUAGACAAGUUGAAGGAUGAUAUCCAGCAACUGAUCAUUGUGGAGAAGGCGGAAUUUGCAAAAGAUCCCCUUGAUACUAGUAAACAAACCAGACUGAAGGCAUUGCUGGACUUGCAAACCAUAAUCCAGAGCCAAGACAUGCCUCAGGAUCAGUUGAUGAUCAUAAGAGAUCGAGUUGCUGAACUUGCCGUAAACAUCCGCCCGCAGCCGCCGGCGGCGGUCACUGCUGCCGCUGCCGGCCCUGCCGCGCUCACGGCGCCUAGCACCGCUUACCCCGGUGUCCCCUACACCGUCACUCCAACACCGCCGGUUGUGUCUCAACAGCCGGCACCUGUGCCCCCUGCUGCGGCGGCACCUCCUCCGACUGCAGCAGGCAAGGGCGGCGUGUCGAUCGACUCGAUCUUCGGACAGGGGGCUCUGGCGACGUUGCUCUCGGUGGCCGCUCGCAAGUCUGCCACGCCGCAGCAGCGGACUCCCACACCACAACAUCCUCCGCCUCCUCCGCCUCCUCCGGCGCUUCCGGCACUUGGACCGGCGGCGGCCGCAGCAAUCGCCGCUGCUUUGCGGUCACCGCCUCCGCAGACAUCUGCCCAACCGGCGAGGCCCGUCGCAGCGGCUGCUCCUCCCCCUCCCCCGUCUGAUCCUUCCGCGCUGCUGGCCAUGCUGAGGCAAUCGGGCCUGAUCAAGUCCGACGCAACACCCACUCCGCCUCCGCCCGGCCGAUUCCAGUCGCUUGCGGGCGUGGUUGCGGAAGGGGGGAUCGAGCUGAAGGCUGCUUCCCUGAAAAUCUUCCGACCCGAAUUGAUCGCCCAGCUCCACGAAGAGCUCGGCCCGCCGUGCACGCAUUGCGGCAGGCGCUUCCGGACGGACGACGAGGGCCGCCGCAAGAAGACGGCGCACAUGGACUGGCACUUCCGCGUCCACCAGCGGACCGCCGAGGCCGAGAAGCGCGGCCAGCACCGCAGCUGGUAUGUCGACGAGUUGGUAAGUCCUGGCCCGAGCCCAACCCUUCCCCCCCUUUAUCGCUGAAACU
Molecule: messenger RNA, 2025 nt
Organism: Thermothielavioides terrestris NRRL 8126
Lineage: Eukaryota; Fungi; Ascomycota; Sordariomycetes; Sordariales; Chaetomiaceae
Exons: 4
Coding region: 231-2021 (596 amino acids)
Biological process (GO): termination of RNA polymerase II transcription
Cellular component (GO): mRNA cleavage factor complex; cytoplasm
Molecular function (GO): RNA polymerase II complex binding; mRNA binding
Source: RefSeq, a predicted model, not a curated record